Molecule: messenger RNA, 328 nt
Organism: Symbiodinium pilosum
Lineage: Eukaryota; Dinophyceae; Suessiales; Symbiodiniaceae
Source: the annotation of a GenBank genome assembly
GAUGUUUGAACUCUUCCGGGCCUUUUGCUCGGGGGGCAGCUGUGCUCGCGCCGAAAGCAGUGAUGGCGCUCUAGCCCCGCCACCUCCAAGCCAAAGCCGUCCAGACUCCAAAGGCGGUGGAGGCUUUCUCGACGCCUUGUCGCUCAAGCCCUCGAUUGUGGAUGAUGGAGAGUUGCUGUUCCCGCCACGCCAGGUAAGGCCCCGCGGUUCCAGCGUUCGGCCGAAGGGUGCAAGGUGGUCCCAGCGCUCACAGUACACUGGCGCGGACUUCCAGGACCUGCCCAAUGCAGGUGCUCUCCGCCAUUGGCCCAGUGAAUCGCGGCCCUAG